Molecule: messenger RNA, 1218 nt
Organism: Vicia villosa (hairy vetch)
Lineage: Eukaryota; Viridiplantae; Streptophyta; Magnoliopsida; Fabales; Fabaceae
Exons: 5
Coding region: 447-980 (177 amino acids)
Biological process (GO): dolichol-linked oligosaccharide biosynthetic process
Cellular component (GO): extrinsic component of endoplasmic reticulum membrane; UDP-N-acetylglucosamine transferase complex
Molecular function (GO): hexosyltransferase activity
Source: RefSeq, a predicted model, not a curated record
AAACCCCGACCUAAAUCGAUCCCUGAGAACAACUCGACCUAAAUCGCUCAUCUCUUGCACGAUUCUGAAAACUAAUCACCCCAUCUAUUUUCUGUUCAUGUUCUCCAUGUAUAGUGGCGCAGCCAGAAACUAAAUUGUUCAUUUGUGUUUGUGAGAUAAAUUACGUGUUCUUGAGUCGAAGCUGUAUUUUUGCUUUUGGCAGACAAAAGGUGGAAAAUAAAAUGGUGGAGACUCAUCUUGGGAACAGUAGCUUAGCAGCUCAAGAUAUGUCUGCCAUGAAAUAUCCCCAAGAUUCAGAUUGGGAUGAAUUUGGUAAUGAUUUCAAUUCAAUAGUGCUCCCAAACCCACAAAAAAUGGCAAUCCAUUUUCCUUCUCUGGCUUUAGUGUCAACACACUUUCAACAUAACCAUAUUUUGGUGGAAGAAUCAAACUGAAUCGAAAUCGAAAUGAGGGACGAGGACGGAGGUGACAAAACAAGGAGAGUGGUUUUUGUGACUGUAGGAACGACUUCUUUUGAUGCUCUUGUGAGAGCUAUGGAUUCAGAAAAUGUUAAGAAAGAAUUGUUUGCAAAAGGUUAUACCAAUCUUCUCAUCCAAAUCGGCCGUGGAUCCUUUCUUCCUACCAAGUCUGAAAGAGAAGGUUCAUUGGCUGUAGACUACUUCACUUUUUCUUCCAGUAUUGCAGACCAUCUCAGAUCUGCUUCUCUUGUAAUAAGCCAUGCGGGGUCAGGCAGCAUAUUUGAGACACUGCGGCUACGCAAACCGUUAAUUGUGGUUGUAAACGAAGAUUUAAUGGAUAAUCAUCAAAGUGAGCUUGCAGAUGAACUUGCCAACCGAAAACAUUUGUAUUGUGCUAGUCCUCAUACACUCCAUCAAACUAUAUCAGAUAUGGAUUUAAAUUCUCUCCUUCCUUAUACUCCAGGUGAUGCUACACCAGUGGCCAAUCAUAUAAACAGAUUCCUUGGUUUUCCUGAUGAUUGAUCUUAAGGCUUUCCUUAUCUUCUGGUUUAUUAUAGUACGAGCUUGAUAUUCGGGUAUUGCUGAAAAUUGAUAUAUGAUAUUUGGAUUCAUGCAUCUCUGAGAGAUAGUUGUUGGGUUACUUUUUCCAUUUUCUCCCUUUUUUUUAGGGUGAUAUCCAUUUUCAUCAUCUUCUGGAUAAGCUUAAGUGGUUAAGUGAAUUGUACUCUUGUCACUACUGAAUAUAUGUUUCUUUUGAUAA